UGCGGGGAGCCAAUGAGCGGGGGCUCCGGCUCGGACUGAAUUUGCAACCCGCUGAGAAUAACAAGGGGCUUUCUCGAGGCGACCGCCUCCUGCUCGUCCUUGGCAGCCGAAGCGCGGGGGAAUCCGCAGAGCGGGCUGCGGGCUAGGAGAAUUUAAAGCAAAAAUUCAAGCAUGAGGAAAACUUUCGUUGUGGAACCCGUCAUUUCCAUAUACACCUUUCUUUAUUCUGUGAACUCGCCCUUGGUGCAGCAGUAUGUUUACAGGAGGCUCUGGGAGGAGAUGACGAACACCACCUUCACAGAUAAUGACACCGUCUCUCACUGUGAACUCAACCAAAGCAAUCCAACUUACUUGAAGCAAAAGGAAGUACAAGAAGAAGCCUCUCUUUACACCAUGAAAAUGCAGUUAAGUUCAGCCAUUUUGAGCAUUUUGAUGGCCUUUGUUCUUGUGGCGAACGGGGAGCGCUGCGGACGCAAAAUAUCACUAGCUCUUCCUCUGGUGGGGAGUCUCCUAGGCACCAGCUUCCUGAGUGCGAUGUCCUAUUUCUCCCUGCCCCUCUCUCUGCUCUUUGCGUCUUCUUUCGUGACAGGGCUGUUUGGGGGCAUGGCGACUUUCCUCGGAGGUGCCUUUUCCUUCGUGGUCGAUCUCUGCCAGAAUCAGAGGCAGAAGACCAUCCGAAUAGCCGUGGUUGACUUGAUCUUCGGAUCCAUGUCUGGAUUGGGAGGACUGGCCUCCGGCUACAUUUUAAAGGAAAUCGGCUUCACGUGGACAUUUGCGGCUGCGUCACUGCUUCAGACAGUCAACAUUUUCUAUGUCACAUGUUGCCUGGGCGAGACGGUGCCGGUCUCCGAACGCCAGCAACAGUCUCUGAGAGAAGGCCUUAAGGAAACCUUUUCUGGAGUAUAUCUCCUCUUUAAGUCGUCUUCCUGUAGGAAGCGGGCCACAAUGAUACUGUUGCUUUCUACAUUCAUGACUUACUUGUUCACGAUGUUUGGCGGGACCAUGCUUUACACCCUCUAUGAACUGAACGCCCCCCUCUGCUGGAGCGCAAUCUACAUCGGAUAUGGCUCAGCCGUCUCCACUACAGCCUCUCUGAUUGGCUUUCUGGGACUGCUUUUACUUUCUCGAUACCUGAGAGAUAUUUACCUUGUUUGCACUGGGAUCUUCUCUUACAUGGGAGGAGCGGUCAUGGCUGCCUUUGCCAACACCACAUUGCUGAUGUUUUUAGUGCGAGUGCCAUCUUUGCUACUUUUUAUACCUAUCCCCGUCCUUCGAUCCAUGUUGUCCAAAGUAGUUCUUCCCGAAGAACAAGGAGCCAUGUUUGCUUGCAUUGCCUGCUUAGAGGUUGUGACUGGGACUAUUGCAAUUACUGUCUUUAAUAGUGUCUACGCUGCGACCGUAGCUUGGUUUCCAGGCUUCACUUUCCUCUUAACGGCUGGCCUCUGUGUAGUUCCACUGGGCUUGUUGAGCUUGCUUAUAUGUGUCACUCGGAGCAAAGAAGACUUUGUGCUGCUUGUAAACGAAGACAACUCUCUUCAGGAGAAUGCGGAGAACUGAACAGAGAAUUCACCUAAUGGCUGGUCCUCUCCUGCUCUCCUUGAAUGGCUUUCACCUGUUGAUUGUGUUACAAGAGUUGAAACGUGAUCGGAUUCUCGCCUGCUAGCUCUCUGCAAGAAUCGACUGGCCCAGGUUUGCUGCUGUGUUAGAUAUCCCAUAGGAUGUCAUGCAAAAGGGAAGAAAGAGGAGUCAUAAAGCCACAUCGGUUGAGCUCUCAGAAGAGCAGUAGGUAAAUUAUCCAUGCCAAAACAGCAGUGGUGAGAGGUGAGAUCGGUUGCCUGCCAUCCUAGUGAAGCAGUGCACAGAAUGAAUGUGCAAACAUUGCAGUGUAACGGAUCUGGCGGCAUUGAAAAAUCAGUGACUCGGCAGAGAGGAAGCAACACAUCUUAAAGAAAUAGGAAAAGAUUUUGUACUUUAUUCCAUAAAGUGCUAGCCACCUAGAAUAAUGAAUUCCUGUAAGUCAGCAAUGAAAAUUCAUUGGUGUGAUGGAUCCUUUUGUUUACUUGUGUUUUUCAGGAAAGUUACAGCUUUUAUAAAAUGAGAUUCAAAAAAAUGUUUUUAAUGGUGCGUAUAUUCAUUUGAAAGGGUUGCUAUUUUAGAAUAAAGGUGGAUUCUUCCAACUAUUUUAACAUGAUGAUGUCCACACAAGUUGGCCUUGAGGGUACCUAGUCCUCUUUAUGACUAGACGCAGGUUGAGAUGGUGGGUCAGCUCAUCCUGAUUCACCCUAUUCUUUGAAGACCAUCCCCUACCCCUGAAUCUGUGAUCUGGACACAUGUUGAAGACUACGCACAAAUCCACUGAAAAAAUUCACUUGGGAUGACUUAAUACCACAUUUAAUAUAUUGUGAGACUCGGCAUUGCAGACUGUAUGGGUGAAAUGCCUCUGAGCUGAUGGGAUUCUUCACAUGAGCAACAUUCAUGAAUGUUUGCGGGUCCUUUUGACGAUGAUGUCAUCCUCCUGCACAACUUCCCAGUUAUUCCAUUCUAAAAAAAACCUUGGAUAUCCCAAUCCUUCUGAAAAAAUAUGGGAUAUCCUACUGUGUUCAGCCAAAGUUGCACUACAGAGCACCUAUUAGAGGGUGCUGUCCCAUUCAAGGCUAUGAGCACCGAGAGGAGUGGAAGUUUUCAGUUAUAGACCAUGUGGUCUCCCCUUUACACCCGUGUAAUGC
Elgaria multicarinata webbii is the source of this 2726-nucleotide messenger RNA. RefSeq names its product solute carrier family 46 member 3 (gene SLC46A3). Bases 172 to 1557 code for a protein of 461 amino acids. The record is from RefSeq and is a predicted model, not a curated record. Lineage: Eukaryota; Metazoa; Chordata; Lepidosauria; Squamata; Anguidae. The transcript has 6 exons. Gene Ontology annotation, biological process: vacuolar transmembrane transport. Gene Ontology annotation, molecular function: transmembrane transporter activity. Gene Ontology annotation, cellular component: lysosomal membrane.